AUGGCAAAAAAUUGUUUUUCUUUCGUGGUUUUCUUACUCACAAUCUAUGGAUUUUUAACCAUUGUGGAGUCUCGUUCUCGUGCAAGGGUAUAUCUUGAAUCACAAUGUCGUCCGGCAAUGUAUCCUGAUCUAUGUGUUAGAACACUUUUACCUUACGUGGACAAAACCGGUGUAAUAAGCCCACAACGAAUAGCUCAAAUUUCACUUGCAACGUGUCUAUCAAAAGCUCGAGUUACAAAGAACUACGUGGACAUGGUAGCAAAAAAGUUGAACGAAACGGGGAGUUUUGGAGAUUACCAAGCCUUGGAAGAAUGUUCGCGUCAAAUAGAGAAUGGAGUAAGCCAAAUAACACAAUCAUUUAAGGAGUUGCAACAAAUAGCAAAGGAUGGGGAUGAGAAUUUUGUGUGGCAUGAGAGUAAUGUCCUAAGUUGGGUUAGUGCUGCCUUGACGGAUGUUACUACGUGCAUAGAUGGAAUCGUGGGGGAUGGGAUCAGUCGUAGGGACAGAGCUAUGAUGAAAGCGCGGUUCCUAAAUGUGAAGCAACUCGCUAGCAAUUCUCUUUUGAUGUUCACUCGUUUCACAACACGAUAUCGUGCUGCCCGUGGCAUCAAGAACCCCUAA
Messenger RNA from Erigeron canadensis, 621 nucleotides. RefSeq names its product pectinesterase inhibitor 9-like. NCBI's taxonomy places the organism in Eukaryota, Viridiplantae, Streptophyta, Magnoliopsida, Asterales, Asteraceae. The coding region runs from base 1 to 621 and encodes 206 amino acids. The transcript has a single exon. The record is from RefSeq and is a predicted model, not a curated record. Gene Ontology annotation, molecular function: enzyme inhibitor activity. Gene Ontology annotation, biological process: negative regulation of catalytic activity.